This is a messenger RNA of Ilyonectria robusta, 1720 nucleotides long. Its product is annotated as ZIP zinc transporter-domain-containing protein. Gene Ontology annotation, cellular component: membrane. The record is from RefSeq and is a predicted model, not a curated record. Gene Ontology annotation, biological process: transmembrane transport; zinc ion transport. Lineage: Eukaryota; Fungi; Ascomycota; Sordariomycetes; Hypocreales; Nectriaceae. Gene Ontology annotation, molecular function: metal ion transmembrane transporter activity. Bases 342 to 1559 code for a protein of 405 amino acids. The transcript has 3 exons.
CGCUCAUCAAUUUAGGCCCAGUCCGCCAGUCUGACAACCUGUCGCGAUUCUCCUGAUCAGCCCUUUUACCUUUCAUCUCAUCCUCUCCUCGACCCGGGACGCCGCCCGGUAACGUGCCAACGCGCUGCAGGAUGCGCACAUAGCGAUCGACCUGAACAUUGACCUCUGCGCGCCGCUGUUUCGCUUUCAUCCAUCUCAUCAUGGGCGGCAUUCUGCUGCUCCUGGGCUUGUGCCUGAUCAUGGCUCUGGCGUAUGUGCCAUCACCGACCUUGAACACGACCGAUCUCGAGAAUGCUGAUUGAUCCAAUAGCUCGUUCCUGGCUGGAGCCUUGCCCCUGUCCAUGACCCUGUCACAAUCGCAACUUCGAUUACUCUCCAGCAUCGGCGUCGGAAUCCUCGUGGGAACCUCCCUCAUAGUCAUCAUCCCAGAGGGCAUUGAGGCCGCCGCCUCGCCUGCAGAGACCGGCCACGUGCACCGUGUGAGGACCUUGGUCCGCCGGUCUCCCUGGAGCCACUACGCCGUGCCGCGCGGGCUCGGUAGUUCGAUCCCUACCGUCAACACGGUGGCAGGACGAAGUCCAUUGGGGGAUGAGGACGCGGAUGCCCUCGUGCGCCGGGUUGUGGCAUCGGUAGGCCCCCGAGAACCGCUCGAGAACGAAUCCGAACCACCUGAGACCUCAACAAUACCGGCCGAAGAGAACCUCGACGACACUGACGGCAAGAGCAACGAUAAAGCGGGAAACGAGAAGGCGGAAACUGGAAAGGACGAGCUUGAGUCUGGGCAUGACGACGACGACGACGAGCAUGCCCAUGCCGCAGUUCCCACGUUCGAAAUUGGGUUCUCCAUGAUCCUCGGGUUCGUGUUGAUGUUCCUUAUCGACAGAUUGCCCAGACAUGCAACCGAAAGCCUGCAUUCAAGCCCCCAAACGAGACACAUCAGCUUAGAUAACCUUGGUGGAGAUACUGCCUCGGUGGAAGACGAGGAGGAGGGGUUCCUAGGCUCGCUCACACCUACCCCGAGACGGGCACGCAGUCUCGCCACGACAACCGGACUCGUCAUUCAUGCUGCGGCAGAUGGUAUUGCCAUGGGUGCCUCAUCAACCACCACAGACAUGAAGCUUGGAUUCAUCAUCUUUGUCGCCAUCAUGAUUCACAAGGCCCCGGCCGCGUUUGGCUUGACGUCUCUGCUCCUGAAGCAGGGUCUCUCGAAACGAGCUGCGAGGGGCCAUCUCAUUGUUUUCAGUUUGGCCGCUCCAGUAGGCGCCUUGAUUACGUGGCUUGUCAUCACAUUGCUAGGUGCUGCAGGUCACGAUGGUGAUCACUGGUGGACCGGCAUGUUGCUCCUGUUCUCGGGUGGCACAUUUUUGUAUGUAGCCAUGCAUGCCAUGCAGGAGGAUGGUAGCUCGCACGGCCACGGUCACGAACACAGUGUCAACGGCUACGCGGAUAGUAACUCGGCAGUGCAGCGAAAGCCCAAAGGCCCGCAGAUGCGUGACACCUUGGCGACGGUUGGGGGCAUGUUGGUGCCGCUUCUUACGCAGUUUGGGCACCACCACUAGUGGAGGGAUUGGCUUCCUUUUUUGUAUGGUGCCCGGCCGCUCCAUCUGGAAUGUUUCAAGUGGUGGAUGAAAACGACACGACAGCGAGACUUGGGUAUAGAUGGCGCUUGUAUUUCAGCAGAGCCGGCGAGCUCCUCUCAAGUGUCAUGAAUCAGAUAACA